AUGUCUGACCUCAAUGAAAAAUAUCCCGGCUACGAAGAACUUACGUCUUAUUUGACGCGACAUAAUAAGUCUUUCUGGGGUUUUCUACUUCGCUGUCGGGAUGCAAUCGUUACCUCUGCUACAGCUAUUUCUCGCAGACAGGAUCUCGAAGGCACCUGGGUCGGUAAUUUCUUACUAGAAGCAAGAAAACUCGGUGAAGAUUUAGAAGAAAUGCGUGCUUCGGGACGCCUAGGAGAACUACCGGGUAUGACAAGUUGGUAA
This is a messenger RNA of Cetraspora pellucida, 261 nucleotides long. NCBI's taxonomy places the organism in Eukaryota, Fungi, Glomeromycota, Glomeromycetes, Diversisporales, Gigasporaceae. The record is from the annotation of a GenBank genome assembly.